Molecule: messenger RNA, 4266 nt
Organism: Coniophora puteana RWD-64-598 SS2
Lineage: Eukaryota; Fungi; Basidiomycota; Agaricomycetes; Boletales; Coniophoraceae
Exons: 5
Coding region: 173-3568 (1131 amino acids)
Biological process (GO): mRNA processing; protein phosphorylation; IRE1-mediated unfolded protein response
Cellular component (GO): IRE1-TRAF2-ASK1 complex
Molecular function (GO): RNA endonuclease activity; ATP binding; protein serine/threonine kinase activity
Source: RefSeq, a predicted model, not a curated record
CGCUCCCCUCAUUCGCACCAAACACACCUCUCUCGACACUUUUCACUACGACGAUGAAGACGACGAUGACGAAGAGCGCCCACACCAAGAGCUGUACGUGAUCGAGCCCCAGUCCGGUGACAUAUACGUCCUCCCAAGUCCGCGCGGCGCCCUUCAGCGCCUCUCCCUCACCAUGCCCCAACUUGUGGAGCUUUCCCCAGGCACAUUUGCAGGCUCGGGCGGCAACACCCGCGCGAACGACUAUGACCGUUUCUUUGUCGGCAAGAAAGAGUCAAGUUUUCUGAGUAUCGAACUUGAAACCGGAAAAGUCCGCGCCAUCACCGCCGAAUGCCCUUGGAAUCCAUUCGAAGACCUUGCGCCGACCAGCACGGAGGACGAGGAGCUCGAUCUCGACGACCUCGAGGACGCCUUCUCCAACGCAGAGCGGUUCAAGCCCACGGAGGUGUUCAUUGGCCGUACCGACUAUCACGUCUCCAUCUACCCCAAGGCCAAGUCCGCCCCUCCUCCUUCCCUCGGUGGUCGAGCUCGGGGCGCCCCCAUCCAGAGCUUAUCCUUUUCUGCGUAUGGACCCAACGUGCAACACAGCGCCAUGCAGGCUGCCUACAGGCGGACUGCGGACGACAUCUAUUUCGACUCGCUACCAAGUGGGGAAGCUAUCAUGCUGCACGCGCGCGACGAUCCAGACGACGCAUACAAGCAAGUCCCGGAGUUUGUCCGUUCUAUCAAAUUCGAUAGCCCGAUUGUGGCCGUAUUCGAUGUCCUCCGUGGUGCACACUCGCGCGAGGCCUUCGCCCUCCUGCAGCCCCGCCACUCACUCGCUGAUGCGCUCUUCGGCACCUCCAAAUCCGGCUCAAGCAAGGGCUCUUUCCCCAUGGAUGCGAACAGCGCUUACCUCGGCCUCGUUGAGGAGACCGGCUCGCUCUUCGUCAUGGGCACGGACCGGUUCCCGCUCGUCGCGUUCGGAGACACGCAAUAUGCGCCCGCAUUGAAGUCAAUCGACGCGCCUUCCGAUUCUACGUCUAGAAAGAAGGGCAAGGGCAAGGGCAGGGGCGGAGAAGAGGAUGCAGACGCAGACACGGACAUGGAUCUGCCAGACGACGUCGACGCGAUCACGCGCCGCCGCAAGUGGGCGCAGGCGUGCUCGCGCACGGGCGGCGGCAUAGACCGCAAGUGUCUCGUGGGCAAGCGCCCGCUCGAGGCGCCGCCCACCCUCCCCGGCGUCCCCUCGGUCCCGUUCUCGCCCUCUCCCUCUCCGGUGCCCGCACAGCACCCGGGGUUCAACAGCGGGCUUCCUGCGCCGGCGGCACCGAGUGAGGGCGCCGGUAGCGGUGUCCCCGUGGACAAUACGACGUUUACAAAGAUCUGGCGCAGCGUUGCGCACUCGACGGCUGCGGUCGUCGAGCGCCCGCUUUCGCUCGUGGGCGGUGUGGGCGCGAGUGUGCUGGGUACGGUGUUGCUCGCUGUGCUUGGUGGCGUGUACGUCACGCGCUCCAAGGGCUUCACUUCGUCUUCGCCCGCCUCGGUUGCUGUGCCUCCGGCGCCUGGCACGCACGAGGCUGCGAUUGGGAGUUCGGAGGAAGCUGGCAGGGGCGAUGGCUCAAGGGCUGUGCCUGUGGUCAAUCUUGACGAUACGGCCCCGGUUCAACCUGCGACUGCGGUUGUGGGGACAGCGGACGGUGUCGUGGAAACUUCGGGUGCGACAGCCACCCCGGAUUCUGACGGCGCUCCAAGCACCCCAACUCCAACGCCCAAGGGUCAUGGCAACGACAGCGACUCCACCCCGUUUACGCCCGUGCCUGCAUCCGCAUCCAAGUCCGAGAUGAACGGAGACCAGACUCUCGUGACUGCCUCCGUGAAGUUCAGCGUUCCUCCCGGCUCGCCUAAGCUAUCGAGGGAUGAGGACACGGCGGACGAUACAGGCGCUGAAGAUCAGGACCAGGACCAGGACCAGGACCAGGAUCAAGGGCAGGAGGACCAGGGCGCGCCACGGAAGCGCCGCCGCCGCCGAGGCAAGAAAGGCAAGGGUAAUGCCAAUGCCCAGGCCAAUGGAAGGACAGACGAGCAGGGCCAGGGUCAGGCACUGGGAUCGGGAUCGGGUCAGGAGGAGCAGGAACGGAUAGAAGGGAUUCCAAGAGCAGUUACCGCGUCGCCGACGCUGAUCGUGCAGAGGUCUGCCGCGGCGCCGCCGGUGCAGCAGCAGGCGACGUCGUUGGUUGUUUCUGAUACGGUUCUCGGGUUCGGCUCGCACGGUACUGUCGUCUUCCAAGGCUCGCUGCAGGGGCGCGCCGUCGCCGUGAAGCGCCUUCUGCAAGAUUUUGUCACGCUCGCCGCGCGCGAGGUGUCCAUCCUACAGGAGUCAGACGACCACCCGAAUGUGAUCCGGUACUACUACCAAGAGUCGCACGCCAACUUCCUCUACAUCGCGCUCGAGCUCUGCCCCGCCUCGCUCGCGGACGUGAUCGAGCGCCCGGACGUGCACCGCGAUAUCAUCGUAGGCUUCGACUCCAAGAAAGCCCUUCGGCAGAUCACCUCGGGCCUGCGGCAUCUGCACAGUCUCAAGCUCGUGCAUCGCGACAUCAAGCCGCAGAAUAUACUCGUGUCCGGCCCAAAGCCCGGCGCGAGCGGCGCGGGCAAGGACGGCGGGAGGCGGAUGCUCAUUAGCGAUUUCGGGCUGUGCAAGAAGCUCGAGGUCGACCAGACGAGUUUUCUGCCGACUGCGCAUGGGGCUAUGGCGGCGGGCACUGUUGGGUGGCGUGCGCCUGAGAUUCUGCGCGGGGACGUGCGUCUCGAGGAUCCGGGCGACGACGGGUCGUCGGUGAGCUCGCGGGGGAGCGUUGGGACUGCCACGGGCGGCUCGACGGGGAGCACGGGCACGGCGGGAGGAAGCGGGAAACGGCCGACGCGGCUGACGAAGAGCGUGGAUAUUUUUGCGCUGGGGUGUUUGUUCUUCUAUGUGCUCACGAACGGGGGCCAUCCGUUUGGGGACCGGUAUGAGCGCGAGAGCAACAUUAUGAAGGGGAGCAGGGCGCUCGAGGGGCUCGAGCGGUUCGGCGAGGAGGGGAGCGAGGCGGUGGAUCUGAUUGGGCGGAUGAUCGAUGCGGAGGCGGGCGCGAGGCCGGAUACGACGACGUGUCUGCUGCAUCCGUUUUUCUGGGACGCGGGGAAGCGGUUGAGUUUCUUGCAGGACGCGUCGGACCGGUUCGAGAUUAUGUGUCGGGAUCCGAGGGAUCAUAAUCUUGUUGUGCUCGAGACGGGGGCGGCGCAGGUUGUGGAAGGGGACUGGUAUGCGAGGUUGGAUCGGGUGUUUGUUGAGAAUUUGGGCAAGUUUAGGAAGUACGAUGGGAAGAGCGUGCAGGAUCUGAUGAGGGCGUUGCGGAAUAAGAAACAUCACUACCAGGAUCUGCCGGACAACGUCAAGCGGACGCUAGGCUCCAUGCCCGAGGGCUAUUUGGCGUACUUCACGAAGCGCUUCCCGAGGUUGUUCUUGCACGUGUAUGGUGUCGUCUCUGGCACGGCGCUGCGGCACGAGAGCAUGUUCAGGUCUUACUUCGAGCUUGCGGAAUCGUAAAGUGAACGACGGAGUUUGGUUGACGUCUCCCCUCUCCCGACGACGCUUUCGAUGCUGUCCUCUUGGUCACCCUCCCCUCCUCGAAUACUCCGUUACAUCCUUGGCGACAUCCUUAGUUCACAUCCCCCCGCUUCCCUUCUACCUGCUCUCCCUCCUCCUUCACCUCCUCUCUUGCAUUUCCGACUUCUAAAAGUAUACUCUCAUCAUAUCUUUCGGUUCUGGCCCCUGGUCCCCCGCAGACCGUGGGCAAUGGGGUAGGUGGGCGAGCGCACGCCGCGGUCCGUGGAGGGAAGCUUUGCUGGUAAACUAAAAUAAUAGACGACGGCGGGGCCUCGCUUGGAUGACUGGGUUGAUAGAUGGAAUGGAUGGAUGAACGGACUCGACAGAUAUCCAACGUUGCGGCUGUGUUAUUUCUUUCACCUUCUUCCCCUCUUCUCUUUUUCUCGCUCUCUUCUGUCUCUUUCUUUCUUGUUUGUUUGCUUGUUUCGAUCUUGCCUCUCCAUUUCAUUGCUGAUACACUGAUACAACACCAACAACCGCUGAUAUCGAUGCACAUGCAUGUUCAUUAUAACCUACACGACUCGUCGCAUUACAGUAUUUGUCUAGUACCCCCCACGGUGUGCACUCGUGCGCACUCUGGAAUAUCUCACUAUGUAUUUGUACUAGUAUGUUAGCUAGUUUAUUGCAUUUGCUCUGAC